UUGCUAUAUUAUUGUAAAUACAUAUUUGUAUUCUAAAUACUUCUUUAUAUUAUGUCUUGUACUAUGAAAUAAUUGUUUAUUAUAAACUAAAGUAAAAACCUAAGAGAAGCGGAAUACAAAAACAGAGCACCGUAUAUGUGUAUGAAAACAUAUUACUGUAUUGUUAUUAUUUCCUUAUUAUUAUCUCGCGAUUUAAUCAGUUUUGCACGUAGUAUUGCAAAAUUUCAUUUACAAUCUGAUUUUUUCCUCAAACGAUUUCCUAAUUCCAGAUGCUACGGUAGCAAUAUUUCAUUCUUAUUAAGGAUAGGUAUUUAGUACGGUGACAUUGUGUACAUAGAUAAGAAAGUCUUCGAAAUCGUUUGUACCCUGUUUCGUUCAGUCAAAAACCAUCCAGCCGACUGUCAUAUACUGUAUAAAAUUUAUUAAUUAUAACCACAGUUCCUCUAUCUAUCAAUUGGAAGAAAUUGAAGACUUUCAGCUGAUUUGACAAGAAUAUGACGGUAGCUAAGAGUAAUGGAACAACCACAAUGGAUGCAACUACGACCGUCUUUACCGAGAAUGAAAAGAAACUUCAAAGCAACGCUUUGUUACCUUACAAGGGAGGAGAAGAUGACGAUGACGAUGAUGAAAUUACAUUAGAAGACUUGGCUCCAGAUGGUGGCUGGGGGUGGAUGGUAGCUUUUGCUAUGAUAGUAGUAUUUAUUACAACAUUUGGACCAACUACAUCAUUUGCAAUAAUAUUUGGAGACUUUCUUGAAGCAACUGGUCAAGCUGGCACAGCAAUGACACUAUUCAAUUCCGUUUUUAUGAUCACAUUUUCAAUUGCUGGUUUAAUGACCAACUCGCUAAUAAAGAGGUAUUCUAUGAGACCAGUGGGGGUAUUUGGUGCGGUGCUCUUCUCGUUACCAAAUGUCUGUCUGGCUUUCGUUACGAAUGUCUACGAAAUGGCCUUCUUAAAUUUUCUCCAAGGAAUGGGUCUUGGUCUUAUUGUUACCAUUUGCAACACGAACUUCAAUGCUUACUUCGUAAAGAAAAGGGCACCAGUAAUGAGCGCGGCCCAAGUUAUCGUCGGCUUAGGAGGAAUCGCCUAUCCUAUAUGUAUUGAAAAAAUGAUGAGGAUGUAUGGGUUUCGAGGAACAGCAUUGAUGACGGGUGCCAUGAGUUUGAACUGCAUCGUCGGUAUGACAAUGAUGCACCCUGUCGAAUGGCAUGCGAAGAAACCGGAAGAAGUUCGCGCGGAAAAGAUGCGUGAGAGAGAAGAACGGAAGUUGCGCGGUAUAGUAUUCUCAAAUCGUCGUUACAGUGAAGUUAUACGAACUCCUGCAAAAACCAGGUGGAGCAGCUUAACGAGUCUCAAGGGCGAAAGCGGAAAACAGGUUCCGCUUUUAAUUGAAACAUUGAAAUCACCCGCGAAAAGGGUAGCUUCGAUAUCGGAGUUAGAGGGCAGAAUAUGCAACCGAAUAAGAUCUGGAUCAAUGCGCGAGUUGCUAACACGACGACUAUCGACCUUGUCAUCAUCAAGUUUAGUGAAUUUGGUGACAGGUAUUGGCAGUUUAGGGGACACUAGACAACAUCAUCCUGAGAAAACUAAAGAAAAACGAACAGAGAAAGGAGUUCAAGUUUCUAUGCAGGAAGAAAAGGAUAUCGGUAAAGGUCAAUUAGAAGAAAUAUUGGGUGAACUUCUGGAAAUUUCACUUUUAAAAAAUUGUGGUUUCCUAAACAUUUGUCUGGGCACUAGUUUCGUUAUGUCGAGCGAUUUCACGUUUACUUAUCUUUUGCCACUGAUGAUAACCAACAAUGGUUACACGAAGAGCCAAGCAGCCCAAGCGAUUACCAUCUCCGCAGCCGCGGAAUUGGUGUCCAAGAUUUUACUUACAAUUUUCAUUUUGUUGGUGAAAGUCAAAGCGAAGUACAUGUUCUUCGUCGCUAUGAUUUGUAUGGCGUUCGCAAAAGUUGGAUACUUGUUGUACAAUGAUACCUUGAUCGGUACAUUUGUGAUGAUAACAGUUAUAGGAAUGGUUAGAUCAUGGUUAUUGGUUCCUCAGCCAUUGGCCAUUAUAGAAGAUAUCAGUAUUGAUAAAUUUGCUUCAGCAUAUGGAAUUGCUGGCGCUAUUAACGGAGUGAUCUCUAUAUUAUUUGGUCCAAUUGUUGGAUUCCUGAAAGACUGGACCAAUAGUUUCGUAGUCUGCCAGCUUGCCCUUAUAUUAAUGAACGUCCUGUUCGUUAUUCCAUGGGCAGUACAGUUCCUUUCAGUAGAUUUACCAAAGAGGAGGAAGGAACGGAUGGAUAAAAUUGCUGCCCAAACUUCCGGUUCCUUUUCUGCAGAUUGAUGCAAAAGGAGAGAGAGAGAGGGAGAAAGACCUUGUGUGUAAUACACGUCUUUACUAUUUGAUAGUAGAAACUCUUUUGUACAAAAAUAAAUUUAGAUAUUUUUUUACGGCAAUUAAAAAUAUUUUUUUACAAAAUGUAUUUGUUCGUAAAAUGAAAAUUGUUGUGAAUCGGGAGUUACUACUCAUAGCGCUAAUUAUUGCAGUGUGAAAUACAAUGUACAAAUCUUUACAACGA
This is a messenger RNA of Bombus pyrosoma, 2565 nucleotides long. RefSeq lists its product as uncharacterized. Gene Ontology annotation, biological process: transmembrane transport; monocarboxylic acid transport. The transcript has 10 exons. Gene Ontology annotation, molecular function: monocarboxylic acid transmembrane transporter activity. Lineage: Eukaryota; Metazoa; Arthropoda; Insecta; Hymenoptera; Apidae. The record is from RefSeq and is a predicted model, not a curated record. The coding region runs from base 495 to 2330 and encodes 611 amino acids.